Melospiza melodia melodia is the source of this 960-nucleotide messenger RNA. Its product is annotated as homer protein homolog 1-like. Gene Ontology annotation, biological process: regulation of store-operated calcium entry; G protein-coupled glutamate receptor signaling pathway. The record is from RefSeq and is a predicted model, not a curated record. Lineage: Eukaryota; Metazoa; Chordata; Aves; Passeriformes; Passerellidae. Bases 1 to 960 code for a protein of 319 amino acids. Gene Ontology annotation, cellular component: cytoplasm; dendrite; postsynaptic density. Gene Ontology annotation, molecular function: G protein-coupled glutamate receptor binding. The transcript is spliced from 9 exons.
AUGUGCUUGUCCAUGGGAAGCAUUGAUAAUCCACUUUCUACAUGUCUAGUAGGAAUUCCCUUUGUAGCAGACGACUGGCCUGUCUAUAACUCCGAGGUUCUCCGCACCACAGCUUUAUAUGCUGAUUAUGAUGUCCUAUGGAAAAAACCCAUCUUCAGCACCCAAGCUCAUGUCUUCCAGAUUGACCCAAACACUAAGAAGAACUGGGUUCCCACCAGCAAGCAUGCUGUUACUGUAUCCUACUUCUAUGACAGCACAAGAAAUGUCUACAGGAUAAUCAGUUUAGACAGCUCAAAGGCAAUAAUAAAUAGCACUAUCACCCCCAACAUGACAUUUGCAAAAACAUCCCAGAAGUUUGGCCAAUGGGCAGACAGCAGAGCAAAUACAGUCUACGGUUUGGGAUUUUCAUCUGAACAUCACCUUUCAAAAUUUGCAGAAAAAUUUCAGGAAUUCAAAGGCGCUGCAGGACUAGCAAAGGAAAAAUCCCAGGAAAAGAUGGACCUAACAAGUACACCCUCUCAAGAAUCAGCUGGAGGGGAUAUUCAGUUUCCUUUAACGCCAGAAAGUAUUAAUGGGACAGAUGACGAGAGAGUGAUGGCAGAAGUGAGGCAGAACUCAGAAUCAAGGGCUGAGCCAAUCCAGAGCGCAUUGCCAUUUACUCAUAGUGGAGAACGGAGACUGAUGGUAGAUUACUGUGAUCUGAAUGAAGUCACGCCACCACUGAGUGAUGCCGUACCUGACAUGCUGGAGCUUCAGUAUGAGUUGGAGUCCAAGGCAGACAAGUGGUAUGCAACCAUUGACAUUGCCAAUGUAACUCAUGUCCAGUUUUUCAUCUACCAGUAUUCCCAAGUCCUCUACAGGGCUGCUGUCAAUACGUUCAUCCUCAAGAAGUCCAGGAAGAUUCUGGCUAUGCACUGUGUGAAGUACAGGAAGAGAAGUCUGGCCUGGGGAGCCUGGUAG